Messenger RNA from Tripterygium wilfordii, 2827 nucleotides. Its product is annotated as protein PSK SIMULATOR 1-like. Gene Ontology annotation, biological process: positive regulation of growth. Lineage: Eukaryota; Viridiplantae; Streptophyta; Magnoliopsida; Celastrales; Celastraceae. The coding region runs from base 518 to 2458 and encodes 646 amino acids. The record is from RefSeq and is a predicted model, not a curated record. The transcript has 13 exons.
GGGCAAUGGAAUAAAGCAGCGAAAUUAUUGAAAUAGAGUCAAAGACAGGGGGUUCAACUUUGAAAACUGACCAGUACUCCAAAAGUCCAAGCCGGUAGCCUCAGACAGAUCGCAGACCUACUACGGUUCUACCAACCAGAGUCCCUGCACAAAACGCCAUCACGCACAAUCAACACCCCAAAAGCAUGCAUUUCCCUCUCCCUUGUCUUUACUUCUUAUUUAUUCAUUAUCUUGCGUUGCGUUGGACGGUGUGGUUUUUCUUCCAUUUGUCCCAUUCUAGAAGGACAUACCCGGCUUUUAAACGACUUUGCUCUAUCAUUCUCUUUGAUGGAUUGACCUCGAUCACAAGCAGUUGAUUUCUUGAUCAAGAAUCGAUCAGUUUCGCUCCAGUCGUGUGUUUCUAGCCGUUUAUUUGAUUUCUGAUUAAUAAAAUUUAUUGGGUAUUGGGGGAUUCUUUGCAAUUUUACCAUUUGAGCUUUUCUUGAUUGCUUCCCUGCCUGUAGUGGUGUGAGACAGCAUGGGAGGGAUUUGUUCUAAGAGUUCUAGUAGAGGGAAGGGGCAUCAGAAGGUGAGUGACAAAAGGAACGGCCAUGAUGAGACUUACAAGGCAGCUUCAGGUCGCCGGUCAGACGUGGAGAGCAAAUUGGCUCCACCCCGGCAGUCAAUGGAAAGCAUGAAAAAGCAACUGGAGGAGUCGAAGCAAGUUAAGGAAAUCCUUUCGUAUCCUGAUGUGGGCACAGCUCAGUUGUAUGGUACUAACGCUGAAGAUUUCUACGAUGGUAUUCCUCGCUUUCAAAUCCUCAAGUCUCAAUCUGUUAGGUCUAAGCCGGCAGCAGUGGCUAAGGUUUCAGAGGUUAGUUCACGUUUGGGAAGAGCUGGUACUGUUGGACUGGGAAAAGCAGUGGAAGUUCUGGAUACACUGGGAAGCAGCAUGACAAAUUUUAAUGCUAACGGUGGAUUUGUUUCUAGCGUGGUGACUAAAGGCAAUGAACUGGAAAUUUUAUCUUUUGAAGUAGCGAAUACAAUUGUUAAAGGUUCCAGUCUCAUGCAGUCUCUUUCAAGAAGAAGUAUAAGGAAUUUGAAAGAAGUAGUACUUCCUUCCGAAGGUGUGCAAAAUCUUGUAUCAAAAGAUAUGGAUGAACUUCUAAGGAUUGUUGAAGAUGACAAGAGGGAGGAGUUGAAAAUCUUUUCAGAUGAAGUAAUUCGUUUUGGAAACCGUUGUAAAGAUCCCCAAUGGCACAACAUAGACCGCUAUUUUGAGAAAGUUAGCAGAGAUCUUACUCCUAAAAGGCAAUUAAAAGACCAGGCAGAGUCUGUUAUAGAGCUUUUGAUGAAUUUGGUUCAGCAUACGGCUGAGCUAUACCACGAGUUUCAAGUGUUGGACAGAAUUGAACACAAUUAUUAUUGUAAGAGGCUGGAGAAUAGUUCAGGUGACAACCUUGUAAUCAUAAGAGCUGAACUAAAGAAACAAAAAAAGCAAGUAAAAAGUUUGAAGAAAAAAUCGCUUUGGUCCAGAAGUUUGGAAGAGGUGAUGGAGAAGCUCGUGGAUAUUGUACACUACAUACUCUUGGAGAUACACAAUACCUUUGGCAGUGCUGAUAGUUCAACGCCAGUUAAAGAAUCUGUGAGCCAUCGUCAAAGACUGGGACCUGCUGGCCUUGCUUUGCAUUACGCGAAUAUAGUUAUGCAAAUCGACACUCUUGUUGCUCGUUCAAGUAAUAUGCCUUCCAAUACACGAGAUGCGUUAUAUCAGAGCUUGCCGCCUAAUAUAAUAUCAGCUCUACGCUCCAAGAUACAAUCUUUUCAUGUGAAAGAAGAGCUCACUGUUGAAGAGAUCAAAGACGAGAUGGAGAAGACUUUGCGGUGGCUUGUUCCUGUUUCCACCAACACAGCCAAAGCCCAUCAUGGAUUUGGCUGGGUCGGGGAGUGGGCAAAUACAGGGACUGAGGUGAACCGGAAGCCUUCUGCUGGUCCAAUGGAAUUGGUUAGGAUUGAAACUCUUUACCACGCAGAUAAGGAGAAAACCGAUGCGCAUAUUUUUGAAUUAGUAUUAUGGCUUCACCAUCUUGCUAGCCGUUCCAAAGCUAAUGCCAAAACUGGUGCUGUCAAGUCGCCUCUCAGGUCUCCAGUCCAGACGGCAGUUUCGAAGUCAAAUCAGCAGCGGAAAGAGAAGUCUACAUAUGCACCUUCCGUAAGCUCGGAAGAAGAACAAUUGUUGCAGGAUGCAAGUAAGAGAAAAUGGACCUCGAGGCCACAAAUUAGUAAGAGUGUGGACUUUGACACUGAAAAGAAAAGGUUGAGGAAGAGAGAUAGACUGAGCAAGAGUUGUAGCUACUCUCAGGAGAGGGAAACGAGGGAAUCAGCCACUAUUCAAAGGCUUCCUUCUGGUGUUCCGAUCUUUGGCAUGGGGAAGGAGAAAGCAUUAGAUGCCAUUGACAGAGUCAAUGUACCCAGAUAAACUACAGACACAGCAUCUAAAAUUCCAGUUGGGUUCAUCUUGGACUCUUCUUAUGUAUGUAUAGGUUGCAUUAUAUACCAAUAUAUGAGCAAACUCUGGUGCAGACAAUGUUGUGUGAUAUAUAUCAUUUGGGUGGACAACAGGUGUUGAAGCUUUUGCUCCUAGUGAUCUCUGAGACAGUAAAUGAUGGCCAAAAGAGCAUGUAUAAUCACAUUCAGGUUCAGGUGAUGCCAUGGGACUUAUUCUAGAGAGACUAAUGGUAUAUGAGAUUUGGUGUGCAUAGAUUUUCCUUAGUUUUGUAAUUAUUGUAUUUGUAUAGGUGACAUGGCUUCAUUUUUUAUUUAUUUAUUUUGCUAUAUACAUUUUUUU